AUGCAAGUGUGUUACAAACGCCGCUCGUCCCUUUUCCCCACUACGGAGCCAUUUGAGACGAAGAUUGAUACUGGCAAGUGCCACGCCGUGCUGGAUCGGGAGACCUAA
Messenger RNA from Peronospora matthiolae, 108 nucleotides. The record is from the annotation of a GenBank genome assembly. Lineage: Eukaryota; Oomycota; Peronosporomycetes; Peronosporales; Peronosporaceae.